AAUAGCAGCCAUGUGUGAGGGGCGGCGCUCCGCUCUCCUCCCUGUCCACGUCUCUGGCCGCCGUGGCCUCAGGAUACUGUAGGUGAGGAGCGGUGUGUGUGGUAAGUGUGUGACAUGAACAGUGAACCUGAGGAGAAACUUCUACACGACGCCCGAAAUGGAAACCUGGAUGGCGUCCGGGCACUUCUAGAAGGCUACAGAAAAGGACAGAUUACAGUGAAUAUAGAUUGCAAAGGUAAAAGCAAGUCUAAUAUGGGAUGGAUGCCUCUUCAUCUUGCAUGUUAUUUUGGACAUUGGGAGGUGGUAGAAGAUUUAUUGAAGGCUGGAGCUGACAUCAAUGUUCUGAAUGACAUGGGGGAUACUCCUUUACACCGAGCUGCUUUUACUGGGCGUAAGGAGCUGGUGAUGUUGUUGCUGGAGUCCAAUGCAGACACCACUGUGAUAAAUGGAGAGGGUGAAACCGCCGCGGAUGUGGCCCAAGACAAAGACAUUAAAACCAUGUUGGAAGCUGCGCAACGGACACAAGAAAGAAAACAGGAAGAGGUACUUCUGACAACUGCUAGAGAAGGAAAUCUUGCAAAAUUAUCAGAGUUGCUAAACCGAGCUAAGCCUCCUAACAUUAACUGCACUGACCAGAUGGGUAACACACCUCUGCACUGUGCUGCAUAUAGAGGGAUGAAGCAGUGUGCCUUAAGACUUCUUAAAAGCGGAGCAGAUGUAAAUAUCAGAAAUAAAAACAACCAGAAGCCAAUAGACUUAGCCCAGCGUAUAGAAAUAAAGCAAGUUCUACAAGGCAAGACUGGAAAGUAUAUCGUGAAGAACCUCCAGAGAUUUGAAGGCCAGUUAUGCAAGAGCUCACGCUUCUUUGGGUGGAAGUUCUUUUGGGUGGUUCUCGAGCAUGGCGUUAUGUCUUGGUUUCAGAAACAGUCAGAUGCAUUAAACAAUGUGUAUCGGCAAGGCUGUAAGCACCUGACGCAAGCCAUUUGCACGGUGAAGUCAUCAGACAACGUUUCUUUCUCCGUAAAAUGCUUUGAUGACAGCAUCCACAAUUUCAAAGUUUUUUCCAAAAACCUUAGGCAUACAAGGGAGGACUGGCUGGCCGCCAUUGAGGAGCAUUCAGCUUAUAGCACUUACUACUGUUCACAAGAACAGCCCAGUGACGAUGAAGAUGAAGACCUGGUGCUUGCAGGCGACAUAAAGGAGUCUCUCGAGAAUGCUCAGCUCAGUCAUCAGAGACUGGAUAAGGACAUUUCCAUAUUUCUUACUGACUUGGAGGAUUUAAAAGAUAUCGACCCAGUUACCCUGCAACAAAUAAACAACAUAUCUGAUGCAUCCCAAGAAACCUGCAGAGCUUUAGCAGACUGUCUACGUCUCUUCACCCGGCAUGAAAAGGCGAGAAAUCUAAAACUAGAACACGAGCAAGAGAGAAGUAAGAUCUUAUCAGAGGCGUUACAGACGUUGGCUACAGAACACCACGAAUUAGAGCAGUCUCUUGUUAAAGGGACACCUCCUCACCACUUUAUUCUCAGCGAGGAUGAAUUCUAUGAUGCCAUCUCAGAUUCGGAGUCUGGUCAUUCCUUGAGUGGAUUCGAGACAGUUGGAAAUUCUUCCAUAGAAGAAAGUCAGGAUUUUAACUUCCAGAAACAAGCCGACAUGUCAGAUGACAAGAAACCCGGAGGAGGAGAUGGCACUUCUAAUGGCAUUAAAAAGCACAGAACAACUUUGCCGUCCCCAAUGUUUUCUAGAAAUGAUUUCAGUAUUUGGAGUAUAUUAAGAAAGUGCAUUGGAAUGGAAUUAUCCAAGAUCACGAUGCCUGUAAUUUUCAAUGAGCCGCUGAGCUUUCUACAACGUCUUUCAGAGUAUAUGGAGCACACCUAUCUCAUCCAUAAGGCAAAUCAAUGUACAGACCCCAUAGAAAGAAUGCAGUGUGUUGCUGCCUUUGCUGUCUCAGCAGUUGCAUCACAGUGGGAACGUACAGGGAAACCAUUUAACCCUCUUCUUGGAGAAACAUAUGAGUUAGUUCGUGAUGAUCUUGGAUUUAGACUCAUUUCUGAACAGGUCAGCCACCAUCCGCCGAUUAGUGCUUUCCAUGCAGAAGGUCUUUCUAAUGACUUUGUAUUUCAUGGAUCAAUCUAUCCAAAACUGAAAUUUUGGGGGAAGAGUGUUGAAGCAGAACCCAAAGGAAUAAUAACACUGGAACUCCUAAAGCACAACGAGGCUUAUACAUGGACAAACCCUACUUGCUGUGUACAUAAUAUAAUUGUGGGGAAGCUGUGGAUUGAGCAGUACGGCAAUAUGGAAAUCACUAAUCAUAAGACUGGUGAUAAAUGCAUCCUAAGUUUUAAGCCGUGUGGUCUGUUUGGGAAGGAAUUACACAAAGUAGAAGGAUACAUUCAGGAUAAGAGCAAAAAGAAGCUUUCUGCUCUCUAUGGAAAGUGGACAGAGUGUCUCUAUACUGUUGAUCCUGUUUCAUUUGAUACAUUUAAAAAAAAUGACAAGAAAAAUGGAGAUGAUAAGAAAAACCAGUCCAGAAGUACUGAGGAGCCUGAUGACAUGCCAUUACCAGACUCGGAAAGUGUACAGGUUAUUCCUGGGAGUAGACUGAUGUGGCGAAUAGCCCCUCGACCAUCUAAUUCUGCACAGAUGUAUAACUUCACCCACUUUGCUAUGGCAUUGAAUGAAUUUGAUAAGGGAAUGGAAAAGCUAAUACCCAAGACAGAUUGCAGACUGCGCCCUGAUAUAAGGGCAAUGGAAAAUGGCGAUAUUGACACAGCCAGUGAAGAAAAGAAGAGAUUAGAAGAAAAACAAAGGGCUGCUCGAAAGAAUCGCUCAAAGUCAGAUGAAGACUGGAAAACAAGGUGGUUUCAUCAAGGCCCUAAUCCACACAACAAUGCACAGGACUGGCUAUACUGUGGGAAGUACUGGGACAGAAAUUACACAAGCCUACCAGAUAUCUAUUGAUAGUGGCACGCUGCCAUGAUGGGGGUCUUUUCAGCUGUAUGAAAUGUAGAUUUGCGUGCCCUGACUUCAUAUAACUUGCACCUUUUUAAAACCCUGUAGCAUUUAAUUUAACAAUCCUUUUUGUAAAGGAAAGCAAGCAAUAUGUGAUGCAACUUUCCGAGUUGUCAUAGACACCAGUAGGAAUGCCAGCAGAUGAUACAUAUUCAUGUCUAGGAUCUGACAUUUAUGUGAAACAAAUAUCUAUAUCUUGAAAAAUAAACAUUAUUUUGAUAAGCUCGAAAAAUGUGCAAUGCAUGACGAAUGUCAGAAUAUUCUUCUUCACAAAUCAAGCAAGUGCAGGAGAAAUCGACACAAAAACCUAAUAAAAAGUAGUGAUGGCUUUGUGGCUGUCCACACACAAAGUGGCAAUAUGAUCUGACUAUAAAAAAUUUACAGAUACAGGACUUUAAAUAUUGCAUUUUAAAGGGCCUCUCUGGGCUUUUCUGAACAUCCGGCAGCCUUCUGACCUGAGGAGGCAAGAUGGUUUCCUCAGUACUUACCCCUCUGUCACAGCUUCGAUCCCAUUCACAUGACCCCCUGGUCUGUCUGCAGGCUUUCUGUUCAGCAGUGUAUUGUAAGUGGAAGCCAUCUUGCCUUCACAGGUCAGAAGGCUGCCGGAUUUUCAGAAAUGCCCAGAGAACCCCUUUAAGGAAAGCAUUCCAAUUUCAUUGUGUAUAUUGUAUACAUGUAUUUUUAAGGAAUUCUCAUUGUCUAUAGAGGGAAAUAAAACAGAAUUUCGGGAAUACCUACCGCUAUUUACAUCAUGUUUCUCUUGGAUAUUUAACUGUAAUACAACUAAUAUGAAAACCUAAAAUCCCAUCAUCUAUAGUCAACAUGCUUUUUAGUUUGAUUGUAAAUGUGACCAUUUAGGGGGUAACUUAUCAAUCUGAAAUACGCCUA
Molecule: messenger RNA, 3900 nt
Organism: Bufo bufo (common toad)
Lineage: Eukaryota; Metazoa; Chordata; Amphibia; Anura; Bufonidae
Gene: OSBPL1A
Product: oxysterol binding protein like 1A
Exons: 28
Coding region: 115-2961 (948 amino acids)
Cellular component (GO): intracellular membrane-bounded organelle; cytosol; membrane
Molecular function (GO): cholesterol binding; protein binding
Source: RefSeq, a predicted model, not a curated record